This is a messenger RNA of Homalodisca vitripennis (glassy-winged sharpshooter), 1515 nucleotides long. RefSeq lists its product as uncharacterized. Bases 1 to 1515 code for a protein of 504 amino acids. The transcript has a single exon. The record is from RefSeq and is a predicted model, not a curated record. NCBI's taxonomy places the organism in Eukaryota, Metazoa, Arthropoda, Insecta, Hemiptera, Cicadellidae. Gene Ontology annotation, molecular function: DNA binding. Gene Ontology annotation, cellular component: nucleus.
AUGUUCUACGGGAUAACCAUAACAGACUUGCGACGGUUGGCGUUUACUGUGGCAGAAGAGCUAAAAAUUAGCCACAACUUUAAUAAGGAAACCCAGAUGGCUGGUGAGGAUUGGGUUGCAGGAUUUCGGAAAAGAAAUCCUCAGAUCAGUUUGCGGAAACCAUCUGCUACAAGUCUUAGCCGAGUAAUAGGGUUCAACAAACCGGAAGUAGACUUAUUUUUUAAGAACCUCGAAAAUCUAAUAGACAAACACAAAUUUCCAGCCAGUCGAGUCUUCAACAUGGACGAAACUGGGAUUUCAUCCGUUCAGAAGCCUGGCCACAUUCUAGCACCAAAGGGCCAGAAACAAGUUGGUGGAGUAACUAGUUGGGAAAGAGGACGAAACGUCACCGUAGUCUGUGCCUUCAGUGCAUCUGGCCAGUAUGUACCCCCGAUGUUUAUUUUUCCAUGGAAAAGAAUGACGCCUCUUCUUGAACGCGGUGGACCACCCGGUUCGAUUUAUGGUUGCCCUCACAACGGCUGGUCUAAUGAGGAUCUGUUUUUGGACUGGUUGCAACAUUUUAAAUCCGUUUGCAAGCCAACUGAAGACGAACCGGUUCUCUUGGUUCUGGACAACCAUGGGAGCCAUAUUUCCGUGGACAGCUACACAUUCUGCCGCAAGAAUCACAUUCACAUUCUGUCGAUACCUCCUCACACAUCACACAAGAUCCAGCCACUAGAUGUGUCCUUUUAUGCUCCGCUGAAAAGCGCUUUCAAAAAGAAGUGUGACAAGUUUAUGAGGGCUAAUGUUUAUCAGAAAAUCACACCCUACGACAUUGCUCACAUUUUCAACCAAGCUUAUAUGAAUGUGGCGACCAUAGAAAAAGCCAUAUCAGGCUUUGAAAGCACAGGUAUUCAUCCAGUAAAUCGAGACAAGUUUAAAGAAGAAGAUUUCGUGUCUGAAUGGCGUUUAAGAGCACCUGUCAUUGAGGACCCAGAUGGCGAGGAAAAUCUUGAAGAAGAAUCUCAAACCAAGCUUAACAACAAUCUAUCUCAGACUCCUGUGAACAACGAAUCUAAUAUAGACCAAAACCAAGUCUCUGAAGAGCCAACAGUUGCUAUCAAUAAGCAGGAUGGUUACAUAGGGCUGCCAGGACCAUCGGAAAUGUCAAAGAAAAUCACUUUAGAACCAACCUCUAACUGCAGUGGAAGUAUUACAGCAGUUAUAAAUAAGUUUUCACCACUCCCGGCUUUUGCAGCUGACCAGAUAAAAGGAAAUUCUAGGCGGAAAGGCCAGUCAUCAAUCUUGACAUCAACUCCAAUGAAAGCAACUCUAGAAGAAGCUUUAGAAAAAAGGAAACAGAAAGAUUUGAAAAAAUUUAAUUCUGCCAAAUGGGCAGCAGCAAAACUAUUGACAAGCAAGUUAGACAUAGGUCUUUCGCCUAAAAAGAGACCACGUAUUAAGAAAGAAGGGACAAGAAAACCUGGAAGGAAAACUAACGCAAAACGUGGCACCUGUAGACGUCAAAGACUUUAG